GGGAUCAUUGCUCCUCUUAUUAUUUUUGCCGCCAUCCCAGAGGGGCGCUCCCUCCCUCCCUGCUCCUGACAGCACUGCGCGGCGGCAGCGGCGGAUCCCUCUCUCUGUCACCCCGGUGUUGAAACCCAUACAGAAUGGCUAACAUAGACAACAAAGAGACAGAACUUGAUCAACAGGAUAUGGAAGAUGUCGAAGAAGUUGAAGAGGAGGAGACUGGGGAGGAUGCUAACUGUAAAGCCAGACAAUUGACUGCCCAAAUGAUGCAGAAUCCACAGAUUCUUGCUGCUCUUCAAGAAAGAUUAGAUGACCUUGUUGGUACUCCUACAGGAUACAUUGAAAGCUUGCCUAAAGUAGUAAAGAGAAGAGUAAAUGCGCUUAAAAAUCUUCAAGUAAAGUGUGCACAGAUUGAAGCUAAAUUCUACGAGGAGGUCCAUGCGUUGGAGAGGAAGUAUGCAGACUUAUAUCAGCCCCUCUUUGACAAGAGAAGCGAGAUCAUAAAUGCUACAUAUGAGCCCACAGAAGAGGAGUGCGAGUGGAAAGUAGAUGAAGAAGAAGAAAUUUCAGAGGAUCUGAAAGAGAAAGCAAAGCUUGAAGAGGAAAAGAAAGAUGAAGAAAAAGAAGACCCAAAAGGAAUUCCAGAGUUCUGGUUAACUGUAUUUAAAAAUGUAGAUCUGCUAAGUGACAUGGUCCAGGAGCAUGACGAGCCAAUCCUGAAGCACUUAAAAGACAUAAAAGUGAAGUUUUCAGAUGUUGGUCAACCUAUGAGUUUCACUUUAGAAUUCCAUUUUGAUACAAAUGAGUUCUUCACAAAUGAAGUUUUAACGAAGACAUACAAAAUGAGGUCUGAACCGGACGAGUCUGAUCCCUUCUCUUUUGAUGGACCAGAAAUUAUGGGCUGUACUGGGUGCCAGAUUGACUGGAAGAAAGGCAAAAAUGUUACUUUAAAAACUAUCAAGAAGAAGCAGAAACACAAGGGUCGUGGUACAGUAAGAACUGUGACAAAAACUGUUCCUAAUGACUCGUUCUUCAACUUCUUCAGUCCCCCUGAAGUACCUGAAAAUGGGGAAUUGGAUGAUGAUGCAGAAGCAAUUCUUACUGCAGACUUUGAAAUUGGACACUUUCUCCGUGAGCGCAUAAUCCCUCGAUCUGUGCUUUACUUCACUGGUGAAGCUAUUGAAGAUGAUGAUGACGAUUAUGAUGAAGAGGGUGAAGAAGCAGAUGAUGAGGAAGGGGAAGAGGAGGCAGAUGAAGAAAAUGAUCCAGACUAUGAACCGAAGAAAGAUCAAAAUCCAGCUGAGUGCAAGCAGCAAUGAAGUGAUGUGUAUGUGGCCUUGAGGAUUACCUGCACUGUAAUAAGUUAAAUUACUAUUAGUUACUUACCGCCUUAUGUUUUGUAUCUUCUUGGUAGAAUAAAGUAAUCAAUUUUUGUUAAAAAACAAAUAAAAUUUAAACCUUUAAAAAACUGUUUAAAUUGUAAGAUCAUUGGACUUAGUAUUAAAUGUACUUUUCUGCCAGGUAUCUAAUUGGGGGCAGAGAUCACCUAAAGCAUGUUCUUCACCGCUUCAUAGUCUUGGUUGUUGUGAAGUCUUUUGCCAUGUAGAUCUCUGCAGUUCUGAAUCUUCAAAGCUGCAGUCAGAUCAGUCCUUGUUUAGUGCUCUCCUAAGGAACCAAAGUAUCUUUCAGCCCAGUAGUUCAAACAGGUGUCAGUCGCUUGCAAUAGCUGUGCCUUCAGGACUUUGUUCUAGAAAUAGUUAUUGCCUUGGAAAUGGUACAUUUAUGAACUUAACCCUUGCAAUGAAUUUGCAAUCAGACUGUCCAUUUGAUGUCUGCUUGUUUAUCCUAUGGGUUUUUGUAUUGUAUGUGACUGUGAUCUACAAAGCAAUCUGCUGGUCAACAUAACAAGGUUACUGUUUACCACUGGGGUGUGAAUAAAACCUAGUAUUUUCAGAAA
Messenger RNA from Pseudophryne corroboree (corroboree frog), 1951 nucleotides. RefSeq names its product nucleosome assembly protein 1 like 1 (gene NAP1L1). The record is from RefSeq and is a predicted model, not a curated record. Gene Ontology annotation, molecular function: chromatin binding; histone binding. Gene Ontology annotation, biological process: nucleosome assembly. The coding region runs from base 135 to 1313 and encodes 392 amino acids. The transcript has 15 exons. Gene Ontology annotation, cellular component: chromatin; nucleus. NCBI's taxonomy places the organism in Eukaryota, Metazoa, Chordata, Amphibia, Anura, Myobatrachidae.